Molecule: messenger RNA, 960 nt
Organism: Abrus precatorius (Indian licorice)
Lineage: Eukaryota; Viridiplantae; Streptophyta; Magnoliopsida; Fabales; Fabaceae
Exons: 3
Coding region: 1-960 (319 amino acids)
Source: RefSeq, a predicted model, not a curated record
AUGAAGCAUUUGGACAAAAUUUUGAUGGUUGUUGCAUAUUAUUGGAUGAAGAGGCAAAGAUUAUGCAACUUCAUGGUCAUGGUCAUGUUGAGGAUGUAUAUGAAUAAAAGGAAUAGAAGUAUUGAUGAUGGUUUCCAUAGUCGAAGAGUGAACACUAAUGUAGUUAAGCAAGAUGCACUAGAAAGUAUCAUUGGGAGUGGGGGUGAUAGGAAUUGUAUUUGGGAGUUACAGAUGAAUUUGAGUGCAUUCUCUUCACUAUGUGAAUUACUUCAAAUUCAGGGUGGGUUAAAUGUUAAUGGUCAUGUUAGCAUAACUGAGCAAAUAGCAACUUUUCUAAUGAUAUUGGCCCACCAUAGAAAAAAUCGUAGCAUCCAAGUUUGUUUCUAUAGGUUGGGUGAAAUCAUUAGUAGAUAUUUUAACAAGGUGUUGUGUUCAAUCUUGCGUGUCCAAAGUCUUCUUCUUGCCAAUGUCGAACCUGUCCCAGAAGAUUAUAUGGAUCCUAGAUGGAAAUGGUUUAAGGGUUGUCUAAGAGCAUUAGAUGACACGUACAUAGAUGUUACUGUGCCGGAGACAGAUAAAAGUAGAUAUCGAACAAGAAAAGGCCGGAUCUCCACCAAUGUCUUAGGAGUAUACAAUCGGGAUAUGAACUUCGUCUACGUCCUUAGUGGUUGGGAAGGUAGUUAUUAUUUAGUUGAUGUUGGUUAUACAAAUGGUAGAAGUUUUCUAGCACCGUAUAGAGGUUCACGCUAUCAUGUACAGGAGUGGACACAAGGAAAUCGUGUGCCUCGUAAGUACAAAGAGUACUUUAACAAGAAGCACUCCUCAGCUAGGAAUGUCAUUGAGCGUUGCUUUGAGCUGCUUAAGAAGAGAUGGGCAAUUCUAAGAAGUCCAUCAUUCUAUCCAAUUAAGACACAAAACCAUAUUAUACUUGCGUGUUGUCUGUUGCAAAACUUCAUUUGA